GGGGUCAUGUUACUAGAGAUCAUUAGUUGCAGGAAGUGCAUUGAUUUCUAAACAGAAAAGGAAGAGGAAGCCAUCCUCACUGAUCGGGCUUAUGAUUGCUAUAGAGGUCACGGAUUGGAAAAGCUGGUGGGGAAUGAUGAUGAGGUAAGAAAUGACAUGAGGAGGCUGGAGAAGCUAGUGAUGGUUGCAAUUUGGUGCAUUCAAGAGGACCCUGCUUUGAGGCCUUCCAUCAGAAAUGUCAUGCAGAUGCUUGAAGUUCUUGAAGUUCCUGCACCCCCAUGCCCUUUACCCUCGAAUUCAAUCUACUGAGACGGCAGAACUACUCACAUUUAAAUAAAUUUCCAGCUUUCAAUGUAUUUGCUAGCUUUAAGCUCCAAGAAACUCAGGGGAGUUCCAUGUCAAUAAAUGCCAUAUUAAUAGAACCCUGGACUAUGACUAUGAGAUUUGGCACAGAAAUGGGAUCACAUGUUAAGAUGGAAGGCCAAUGAUGCUGGGAUUUUCUUAGCAUAUACUCGUAGGUUUGGAAUGUGUUAGGACUAUUUCCAUAAACUUUGAAAUGAUUCGAAGUAAUCAGCAUGUUAGAGCCAAAACUCAUUGCAAUACAUAUUGAUUUUUGUUGACUCCUAUAGUAUUUAAUAGUAUGAAAAUUGUUUUCAAAGACCAUAGGAGUGGAUUUUUUCAGAGAUUGUUCUUAUGCUUUGCUAAUAGUUUUGUUUUUGUUCAGAAACUAUUGGCUUCUUUUAUGGUUUUUUUCAUUUCAUGUCUGUUUGACCAUUCCCAUAGUUCUGCAGUGUAAGAAUUGACUGGAAAAACCUCUUUCAAUACCUUCUCCCUGUGAGCUUGAGCUAGAGCUUCUUAUAACCAUCUUUGAUGAUAAUGAAAUAAAACAAGGCUGCUAGCCAAAUUUUGAAUUGCCCAGCUGCCAAAAAGAUGGAUGGGAAGCAAAUAAGGAGGCAGUAGAGUUCAGAGAAUUAGAAGCAACUAACCGGCCGUUGUCAGAUUAUCAACUUCAGAGAGGACCUGACUUCGACAAGAAGUGUAGACAGUCAUGCAAAGAAGAUCACCUCUGUGCCGUUGCUAUCUAUGGCAGCAAUAUGUGUUGGAAGAAGAAGCUCCCUCUUUCAAAUGGAAGACGAGGCAAAAUUGCUGUUAAAUGUACUACCGCUACUGUCAAGGUACCCACAAAUAAUGCUACACGAAGAUGCCGGGAUAAGUCAACCUUGAUCCUUGUUGGGUCAGUACUCCUUGGCAGCUCUGCUUUCUUUAAUCUCUUUUUACUGUCAGCUAUUCUUGCAGUUGCUCUCUUCUGCUAUCACAAGAAAUCAACAAAACUCCAGUCUGUUUCAAUCAUAUUUGCGACAACCAGUGUAAGAACUUAUUCAUACAAAGAGCUUGAAGAGGCAACCCAUGGCUUCAAAGAUAUAUUGGGCAGAGGGGCUUUUGGAACAGUUUAUUAGGGGGUUUUAGCAUCAGAUCCCGAGAGGUUUGUUGCUGUGAAGAAGUUACAUAAGGUGAUUCAAGAAGGCGAGAAGGAAUUCAAAACAGAAGUGACUGUAAUCAGCCAGACCCACCAUAGGAAUUUUGUCGGUUUGCUAGGCUACUGCAAUGAGGGAGAGCACCUACAUCUGGUAUACGAGUUCAUGAGCAAUGGAUCUUUAGCAAACUUGCUGUUUGGAAUAUUCAGGCCAGAGUGGAGCCAAAGAGUCCAGAUUGCCUUUGAGAUUGCCAGAGGGCUAAUGUACUUACACGAAGAGUGCUGCACCCAGAUCAUCCAUUGUGAUAUAAAGCCUCAAAACAUAUUCCUGGACGACCACUUUACGCCUAGGAUUUCAGACUUUGGACUAGCAAAGCUUUUGUUGGCUGAUCAAGCUCGAACUACCCGAACAGGCAUUAGAGGGACCAUAGGGUACUUUGCACCCGAAUGGUUCAGGAAAGAAUCAAUCACAGCUAAAGUUGAUGUCUACAGUGAUGGUGGAAUGUUACUGGAGAUCAUAUGUUCCAAGUCCAGUGUUGUAUUUGCAGAUAACGAAGAAGAAGAGGACGUGCUAAUGGAUUGGGCUUACGAAUGCUAUAUGGAAGGGAAAUUGGAGGAGAUGGUAGACGAUGAUGAGGAAGCAAGGAAGGAUACAAAGAGGGUGGAGAGGAUGGUAAAGGUUGCAUUUUGGUGCAUUCAAGAGGAUCCAGGGCUAAGGCCAACAAUGAGGAAGGUUACACAAAUGCUAGAUGGUUUAGUUAAAGUUCCCGUGCCCCCACGCCCCUUCGGAGUCUUCAUCAGUUUAUCUUGAACUGUUACUCUUCUCUUUACAGCAUUUAUAUGUAUAUGCAAAUGAAUUCCCCCCCGCCUAUGAAUCUGAUUUUUCUGACCUUCUUGGCUAGUUUGUAAUCUAUGCUGUAGUUUUAUGAAUGUUGAGGAAAGAACGGAAGGAAUGUUUUCUUCUUUUUUUGUGGCAUAGUUUUAAAUAAGCCAAGUGAACCACUUAACAACUACGGAAACACAUGGAUGCUUUGGAUUUUUUUCUCACUUUCUCUAUCCAUUUCUCUUAUACAGGCAUGGAGGAAAGCAAGAGCAUCUUGUGCUUCAUAAUAAGCUACCAGGAUGGGCAUAAGAAUUCUUAUGAGAAACAAAGUUCGGAUAUGACCAUGGAAAAACAAGUGAGUUGCAAAUGCCAGCUUGUGACUUCACAACUCUUCAAACUUCAGAAAUUGAAAUUUUAGACGUGUCUCAGUGGAAGCAACUUCCAAUGGCACCACACCAGCUCUCAAUCAGAAAAUGUGAUCAUGUGGAAUCUCUAUUAGAGGAGGAAAUCUUGCAAACCAACAUACAUGAUUUGGAAAUCUAUGAUUGUAGUUUUUCCAGAUCCCUGCACAAGGUUGGUUUACCCACUGCAUUGAAAUUACUACCAAUCUCUGAGUGUUUGGAAUUAGAGUUUCUCCUACCUGAGUUGUUCAGAUGCCAUCUUCCAUUCCUUGAAAGCCUAAGCAUCAAUGGUGGUGUUAUCGAUGAUUCUCUCUCGUUAUCCUUCUCAUUAGGCAUCUUCCCCAAGUUGACUUAUUUCACAAUCGAUGGUCUUAAGGGGCUUGAGAAGCUCUCCAUUUUUAUUUCAAAUGGAGAUCCCACAUCUUUAUGUUUCUUGCAUCUACUUAAUUGCCCUAAUCUUGAAUCUAUCGAAUUGCUCGCACUUAACUUGAAGUGUUGUUGGAUCUCGAGUUCCUCCAAGCUCAGGUCGUUGGCGCACAUGCACUCAUCUAUACAGGAGCUGCAUUUAUGGGAUUGUCCAGAAUUAUUGUUUCAGAGAGAGGGUUUGCCUUCCAACCUAUGUGAACUUCAAUUUCGAAGGUGUAACAAAGUCAUGCCUCAGGUGGACUGGGGUUUGCAAAGGUUGACCUCUCUUACACGUUUAAGAAUGGAAGGUGGAUGUGAAGGCGUUGAAUUAUUUCCCAAGGAGUGUCUGCUGCCCUCUUCUCUAACUUCUCUUGAAAUUGUAAAGCUUCCCAAUCUCAAGUCUCUUGACAGCGGGGGACUUCAACAACUCACCUCUCUUCUAAAAUUAGAGAUCAUAAACUGCCCAGAGCUCCAGUUCUCGACAGGAUCAGUUCUUCAACACCUUAUCUCUCUCACAGAAUUACAAAUUGAUGAAUGCCCAAACCUCCAAUCCUUGACAGAAGUGGGUCUUCAACAUCUCACCUCUCUUGAAACAUUGCAUAUCGAGAAUUGCCCUAAGCUCCAAUACUUGACAAAACAGAGACUGCAAGACUCCUCGGGUCUUCAACACCUCAUCUCUCUCAAACAAAUCCAAAUCAAGGACUGCCCAAUGCUCCAAUCAUUGACAAAAGAGGGUCUUCAACACCUCAUCUCUCUUAAAACAUUGGAGAUCAUAGACUGCCGUAAGCUCAAAUACUUGACAAAAGAGAGACUUCCAGACUCCCUCUCUUUUCUGCGUGUCAACGGGUGUCCUUUACUAGAAAAGCCAUGUCAAUUUGAGAAAGGGAAAGAAUGGCGUUAUAUGGCUCAUAUUCCAAAAGUAGUGAUCAACCAUGUGCUAUUUUAAUAAAAGUGUGGCACUACACCAAUAUACAGUCAGCUUCAAGCCUCAAACAAAUAUUAAAGAGAAGCAGAGGAGGAUUGUCUGAUUCUAAUGGGCACAGAGCAAACUCAAGGACGAAUUCUAGUUAGCUGCUUUAUUA
Molecule: messenger RNA, 4185 nt
Organism: Vitis vinifera (wine grape)
Lineage: Eukaryota; Viridiplantae; Streptophyta; Magnoliopsida; Vitales; Vitaceae
Product: putative disease resistance protein At3g14460
Exons: 6
Coding region: 2664-4049 (461 amino acids)
Source: RefSeq, a predicted model, not a curated record